GUCAAGCGCCCCCCGAACGCGCUCAUACUCUUCCGCCGCUAUGUCACCUCCAACAGGAAGACGAUGCUCGAAAAUAUCGAGAUGGACGACAGCAAACUCAGCGAGCUCAUAGGGUCGAUGUGGCGGAAGAAGACCAUGAAGGAGCGCGAGCCGUGGUUCGCCGCCGCCGCCGCCGAGAAGCGCUUGCACGAGGUGAAACACCCCGAAUACAAGUUCGCGCCC
Molecule: messenger RNA, 222 nt
Organism: Heterobasidion irregulare TC 32-1
Lineage: Eukaryota; Fungi; Basidiomycota; Agaricomycetes; Russulales; Bondarzewiaceae
Exons: 1
Biological process (GO): regulation of transcription by RNA polymerase II
Cellular component (GO): nucleus
Molecular function (GO): DNA-binding transcription factor activity, RNA polymerase II-specific; RNA polymerase II cis-regulatory region sequence-specific DNA binding
Source: RefSeq, a predicted model, not a curated record